This is a messenger RNA of Abrus precatorius (Indian licorice), 1413 nucleotides long. RefSeq lists its product as uncharacterized. The record is from RefSeq and is a predicted model, not a curated record. The transcript has 2 exons. The coding region runs from base 66 to 1211 and encodes 381 amino acids. Lineage: Eukaryota; Viridiplantae; Streptophyta; Magnoliopsida; Fabales; Fabaceae.
AUACAUAGAAAAUAAAAGCAAACAACAAAUAUUAAGGUGUGAACAGUUUUUAAGUGUGAGAGAAAAUGUAUAUGACAAGACCACUAUCCAUGUACAAAAGGAAUCCUGCUGCUCUUUCAGACCCUCCUCCAAUAGGGCCAAAUUCAGGUUAUCUUGUAAUCUUCGAUGAAGAAGCUCAGACAUACUCAUGUUUCGGUUUGUGCAAGGACAACUCGAUUGAGGAUCUUCCUUUUCCUCAGAAUAAAAACUUAACCAUCAAUUAUUCAAGCGACGAUGAAGAAGCCUUGUUUGUUCCCGUGUUGAAUAAGCCACUCUCUUCGAACCACUACUAUGUGAUAAGAAGGACGGGGAAGCAUCAAGGUCAAGCUAGCACCAGUUCAAAGGAAGAGAACAUGGACACUUGUUUAUGUUGUAGCUAUGUCCGAGAUGUAAAGCCAAAACCUUUGGAUCCCUCUGAUGAUUAUCAACAAGUUGAAAUAAUCAAGAAGAAUUAUGGUUUCCAUGCAAAAUCCGUUGCCCCAGAUGGAAUUCCUCCUGGUUUAUUGAGGGAAAAAGGUUGGACAGUUUAUGCUCAAAGUCCUAACAAUUACCAUUUAGGGGAAGCUUUAGGCUCCAAUGAUUCCUUGCGUGCCAAGUUUCCAGAUUUUAACUUUCCAUUGUCCAAUGAUUGUUCUAAAUCUGUGGUUGUUGGAAAGUGGUAUUGCCCUUUUAUGUUUGUGAAGGAAGGAAUGACACUGAAGGAGCAAAUGAAAAAGUCAGUGUUCUAUGAGUUGACACUCGAGCAAAGAUGGGAAAAGAUAUUUUCGAAGGAAAAUGGAGACAAUGGAAAAGAUCAUGCUGUGCUUGUGGAUGUUGUGGUGCAAACUAAAAGUGCCAAGGUUGUAGGAAGGGAAGAUGUUUGGGAUGAGAAUGGUGUGGAUAAUGAUAGGGUGAUGUGGUUUAAGGAUGUUGGAUCAAAGACAACUAGUGUUGGAUUGAGUAUGGAAAUUGUUGAGGGCAUGAAAUGGGAACAAGAGAAAGUUGGGUGGAUUGGUGGGAGGGAAAGGCAAGUGAGAGUGGAAAGAGUAGAAGAGUUUGGAGGAAUAAAUAGUUGGAACAAAUUUGGCUGUUAUGUGCUGGUUGAAAGUUUUGUGUUCAAGAGAAUGGAUAGAACAUUGCUCCUAACUUGUGAUUACAGGCACACACAUCAAAUUAGAUGUAAAUGGGAGUGAUUUUACACUACCGUUGAAUUUAUUGUUUUGUUUGACAGUGUUUCUUAUUGUGCAUAUAUUACGUCUUUGUUAUAAAAUUUUGUUCAAAUUCUGGUGUGAAAAGCAAGAGUCAAUACUCGAUACAAUACAUUGAGAAUACUAUCAGGAUGCUUUUUUAAUUUUAAUUCGAUUUAAGUUCUUUAAUAUAUCUAUAAUUUCUUUU